UUCCAUCACGCAACCAAGACCUGACAUUGAUACACGCGACACAACCGCGACAAGCAGCUCUCCAAUCAAGCAGACCAGCAACAUGUCGUCCGUGGUGCAAGAGGAGGAGAAGCCCCAGGAGGCCCCUCAGGAGCAACAGGAGGAGCAGCAGCAGCAGGAGCAGCAGAACGCGGGGGACGAUGUCAACGAUGAUGAGGAGGAGAUCUCGGCCAUGAAGCGCCGUGUCGCCGAGAUGGAAGAGGAGGCCGCCAAACUCCGCGAGAUGCAAGCUACCCUGGACCAGCAGCAUCACGAGCUCACCGAGAACAAGGAGGACAUUGAUAGCCGGAGCAUCUUUGUCGGAAACGUCGACUAUUCAGCUUCGCCCGAGGAGAUCCAGGCGCAUUUCCAGAGCUGCGGGUCUAUCAACCGAGUCACGAUCCUCCUUGACAAGUUUACCGGUCAACCCAAGGGCUACGCUUACGUCGAGUUUACCGAGCCCAGCCUAGUCGCACAAGCCCUUGUCCUCAACGAGAGUGUCUUCAAGGGUCGCAACAUUAAGGUCGUUCCCAAGCGCACGAAUAUUCCCGGCAUGUCGCGCGGCGGUCGGGGCGGCCGAGGUUCCUUCCGCGGAGGCGGUCGCGGCGGCUAUUUCGGUGGACGGGGCGGUGGUUUCCCUCCCAGGGGAGGCUACCGUGGCGGCUAUCGUGGACGCGGCCGAGGAGGCUACGCUCCUUACUAGUCGUUUGGUGGUGGUUUGACAUACGGCACAGGAUCCCGCAUUCAUCAGGACAAUCAGAGCCGUAUGCGGCCCUCCCUGACAUGCGCAGACACUACCUGGAAUU
This is a messenger RNA of Neurospora tetraspora, 824 nucleotides long. RefSeq lists its product as uncharacterized. NCBI's taxonomy places the organism in Eukaryota, Fungi, Ascomycota, Sordariomycetes, Sordariales, Sordariaceae. Gene Ontology annotation, molecular function: poly(A) binding. The transcript has 3 exons. The record is from RefSeq and is a predicted model, not a curated record. Gene Ontology annotation, cellular component: cytoplasm. Bases 83 to 721 code for a protein of 212 amino acids.